GGUGAAUUCGUCAGAGUAAUACUUCGACUACAAAAUUUUUUGACUGGGUAUAACUAUCAGAAAACUGUAUCAAUUUGACAUAAAACUGUUUUUAAACCCCAUUUCUUUUGACUUUCUAAAACUACAAGUUAAAAAAAAGUAGUAUUAGAAUAUUUUUGUGAGUUAAUCAAGCAAUUUCGACCAAAAUGUUCGAAUUAUUUCUUUUUGUGGGAGUUGUCUUCUUGGUCAAAUACAUCAUUGAUAGAGGGUACAAGAAUGAGGACUUCUUUAAAGAUAAAGGAAUCAAAUACAUUAAGCCAACCUUUAUAUUUGGAAAUUCAUCAAAUCUUGUAUUGAGGAAGAAACCCAUCCUUGAGUUCUUCAAAGAUUCUUGCCUAGCCAUGCCCAAUGAAAAAUUAAUUGGAAUGUUUGAGUUCAGAACACCUUUUGUUUUGGUAAGGGACCCGGAACUUGUUAAACAAUUGGCUGUAAAAGAGUUUGAUCAUUUUUCGGAUCACCGAACUGUUAUAGCAAAUGACGCUGACCUUAUCUUUGGAAAAUCUUUGGUUGCCCUUCAGGGUGACGAAUGGCGCGAUAUGAGGGCUACACUUAGUCCAGCCUUUACAGGAAGCAAGAUGAGAUUGAUGUUUGAACUCGUGUCUGAAUGUGCUAACCAAAUGGUUAAUUUUGUCACGAAAGAAACGAAGGCUAACGGUGUGCAAACUUACGAGAUGAAGGAUUUCUUUUCUAGAAUGGCUAACGAUAUUAUCGCAACAUGUGCUUUUGGUAUUCAAGUCAAUUCCCUUGAACAUCAAGAUAAUGAGUUUUACGUGAAGGGCAAGGACAUGAUGAAUUUCACGAAGCCACUCAGAAUAAUCAAGUUUAUGAUCUUUAUGGUGUUUCCACAAUUGCUCAGCUUUCUCAAAAUAAAAUUGGUACCAGAUAGCUUGACCGGAUACUUCAAAAGCGCUAUCGUUCAAGCUAUGAAUUAUCGCGAAAAGAAUAAGAUUAUUCGUCCGGAUAUGAUCAAUUUGCUGAUGGAAGCAAAGAAGGGUAAUCUAUCUCACCAAGAGAACGAACAUGAUUCCGCUGGAUUCGCCACAGUUGAAGAGUCUGACAUUGGAAAGCGAAUAGUCAGAAAAGUCCUUUCAGAGGAAGAUAUUUUGGCACAGUGUUUUCUCUUUUUCUUUGCGGGUUUUGAAACAGUAUCAACAGCCCUAUCCUUUCUCUGCUACGAGCUAGCCGUGAACUCUGACAUUCAGGAAAGACUGUUCCAGGAAAUCUUCGAAAUCAGCCAAGAACUUGGGCAAAAUUCUUUAAACUACGACACGAUUCAGAAGAUGAAGUAUAUGGAUAUGGUUGUUUCUGAAACUUUGAGAAAAUGGCCUCCAGGACUUGCUACCGAUAGACUGUGCACGAAAGAUUUUCUUUUGGAUGAUGGUAAAGGUUUGCAGUAUAAGUUCAGUAAGGGCGAAUUCUUCAUGAUCUCAAUGGUUGGAUUUCAUCAUGAUCCUAAGUAUUUCCCCAACCCAGAUAAGUUUGAUCCUGAGAGAUUCAGUGAUGAAAACAAGCAUAAAAUCAUCUCUGGAACUUACUUACCCUUUGGAGUUGGUCCAAGAAACUGUAUCGGGUCACGCUUUGCUCUCAUGGAGGUAAAGGCUCUCAUUUAUUACAUCCUCUUGAACUUUAAGAUCGAACCUAAUGAGAAGACUCAGAUUCCUCUGAAACUGACUAAUGAACCUACAUUGAAAGCUGAAAAGGGUAUUUGGGUUCAGCUUACUCCGCGACUGAGAGAAUGAAUAUACUUGUCCAAUGGUUUUGUAAGCUUUUCAAUCGGUAAUGAAUCCGUUAAGAACUCGUAAGUGAUUAUGCUUGUGCCCAAGCUUGAUACGACGUACGAAUAUAAUCGAAGAAUUCAGCAUUUUGAAUUUUUGAAAGUCAGAGUUCAAACCAAAAUCAUGUAUUUUUUCGGUUCAUUUCUGAAACAGUUCAGACUUCAGACUAUUUUUUUCUUAAUUUUCGUAUAUGACUUAAAAGGUGCCCAGGCGAACAUUUUGUUCAUAUUUGGCAAUAGAUUCAAUGGCUUCAAUUCAUUCCAUUUAUCGCUUUUUUUAAUGUUAAAUGUUUAAGUCGUGUUAAUAAUCAAAGAAACUAAUUCUGCUGCAUUGUAAAAGGUCAAACGCUGAAAUAAACAUUUUACGAAUUUUGAAAAUUUAUAUAGGACAACUGUAUCAAAUUUCGGCAUAAUUGCAUGCAAUUACUAAAGUCUUAAGUUUUAAAUGUAAUAUUUUUAAUACAAAUUAAAUUUUAUUUUUACUUUUUUAUUAAGGAGUGUUGCUUGGAACCUUUUAGAUAGUUUAUCGUCUUUGUUUUGUCUAAAAUCAUUCUUAAUACAUUUAAAAAAAAUGAAUAAAAAAUAUAGCUUUGGGUACUAUUUCGGCCACUUUGAUUCUCAGAGUUCCUUACCCUUCCGGAGGUUUUCCAAAAUCUUUUCCACGUCAUCCACGUUCGUCGAAAUGACAUUUUUGGAUUUUUUGAGAUUAUCUAGGGGAUGCGAAAACUAAAAAUUUAUGGAAAUUUAAGUAGCAAAAAACGAGGCCGAAAUUGAAAGCUGGCCGAAAUUUCCAGCUGGCCGAAAUUCAGUACAGUUCCUCUAGUUUUCUGUCUGUUGAAUGAUGAACCGGUUUAAAUUGGAAAUAAAUAUAGUAAGUAUCUGGGUGGUAUGUAUUAGUAAUUUUUGAGAAGUUGAUAAAUUUUACUGGUAUAACGUAAUUAAUAUAAAUAAAUUAGCUACGGGAACAAUUUAAUUACUAAGUUUGGAAGUCCGCCAUCAAAUUUCCCUUAGAAUGUUUUCAAGAUAUUUUAGUGCACUGGCAUACCUUUAAUCAAGUGUCUGUAGAUUAACCUGAACUAAAAAUGUAUUAUAGUAUAAUUAAUUAUUAAGAAGCCUUUAAAAUAGAAAUAUAAAGAGUUUUUCAAAAUAAUUGAAAACAUCUUACAUGACCAUGAAUGAUGGAUUG
Messenger RNA from Phlebotomus papatasi, 2999 nucleotides. Its product is annotated as probable cytochrome P450 9f2. Gene Ontology annotation, molecular function: iron ion binding; oxidoreductase activity, acting on paired donors, with incorporation or reduction of molecular oxygen; heme binding. The transcript is spliced from 3 exons. The record is from RefSeq and is a predicted model, not a curated record. The coding region runs from base 186 to 1778 and encodes 530 amino acids. NCBI's taxonomy places the organism in Eukaryota, Metazoa, Arthropoda, Insecta, Diptera, Psychodidae.